Rotaria sp. Silwood2 is the source of this 2115-nucleotide messenger RNA. The record is from the annotation of a GenBank genome assembly. Lineage: Eukaryota; Metazoa; Rotifera; Eurotatoria; Philodinida; Philodinidae.
AUGAAAUGUCUCGAAUGUGUUGAAAAUUAUUGUGCUAAAUGUUUUACUCAUUUUCAUCUUCGUGGUGCUUUACAACGUCAUCAUCGAGUUUUUUUAUCUGAAAAUCAAUUAUCAAUAUCUCAAAAGAAAAAACAAUUAUUCAAAACUAGUAUUAAUCUUCCAGAAUUAUCUUAUCGACAAUCAAAUGAUGAUCUAAAUCGAAUAUCAACAACGACAUUAAAUAUAGAUACUAAUAUUCAUAAAUCAAAACGAACUCGACAAAAACAUGACUUAACAUCAUCAAUCACUGGAACAACAGUUGAUAAAAUAGAAUAUUUUAAUAGAUUGCCAAAUAUUGAAUUUAAUUCAUCAAAAAAAUAUCAACAUGCUGAUAAAAAUAAUCAAAAAAUGUUUAGUCAAAGAUCAAAAAGAUUAAAUAUAACAAAAAAAACUCAACCGAAAAUAGGUGUACUUGUUAAUAUAUAUUAUUCACUUUCUGAUAAUAUAGAUCUAAAUGAACCCAGUAUUGAUAUUGAACCUUUUGAUGAGGAUUUAUCAGUAAGACAAACAGCAAAAAGUGCACGAACAAUAACUCCUAAAGAGAAUUCGAAUAAUGUUGAACAGACUGAAGAACUAGAACGACCUAUUACUCAUAUAUCAACAGUGUCAAAUUCACGUUCAACAAGUUCGUCAAUAAAGAAAGAUUCAAUACCAUUAAGAUCUAAUUCUAUAGCACUAUUUCAACAAUCUUUGCGUUCUGUAUUGGAUACAAAAUCUAAUGAUGAGCUUCAAGCAAUUGUUAAUUCACAAUUAAUAUUAUCACGAGCAUCGUCAUCUACUCCGGAAAAGCUCAAUCAAUCUUCAAUGUUAUCGAGUGAACAUUGUAUACCGGAACAACAUAUACUAAAUAAUAAAGAUGUUCAAUCAACUGUCCUCAAUGAAACUUCAACUUCUCUGUCUGAUUUAGCUCUUGAUAAUUUAUUUAAUGAAUCAAAAAUUAAAUUAGCUAGUAGUUUAAACUAUCAAUCUAGCAUUGAUUCUCCAAUCAAACCUGAAAAAGAUCAAUUUUCUACUCAUGUUUUUUGUACAAAUUCUUUAACAACAACAUCACGUCGAAGUUCUCCAUUCAGUUUUACACAUUCAAUAAAUAAAAUAAGUCGAAUUAAUUCAUCAUCUUCAAUUGAUACAAAUGAUGAUGGUUUUUUUACCAAUGUUUUACCUCAACAAACUAUUUCAUCAACUCGAAUUCUUCAAUGUUCAAAAUCAAAUGAAUGGACAUAUGUAUCAGAAAAUCAAUCAACUGAAUACGAUCAAACAAUACUAAAUUCAGUUUCACUACGUAAAUCAUCUGUAGAAAGUUUAGUGCGUACAUCUUCAAAACAUUCGAUAAAAAUUGAUGAAACACAUUAUCAAUCAACAACUGAACUUGAUAAUAAUAGUCGACCAGAAUCAUCAUUAUCAUCAGCUUCACUUCCUGUUUCAAUCACAUCAUCGAAAACAGAUUUUAUUAAUCGAAAAAUUCAAUCAUUAGCAAUAUCAUUAAGAAAAAAUUCUUCAGCGUCACCAUUGAAAAGUUCAUCUUCAUCUUUAAGGACAACGGAAACCUCUUCAUCACAAUUAGAAACAAGAACGUCAAACAUAGUUGAAAGUUCUAAAGUAACAUCACCAUAUAAUAAUAAUAAAUCUCUUCAAGAAUCAAUCAAUUCAUUAAACGAUAAAAGUUUAUCCAACGUAUAUACACAAGAAAGUUCGAAUGAUUUAUUAAAACUGAAUUUAAUAACAAAUCUUACUGAAGAUGAAAAUAUUACUGUAAAUGAUUUACCGAUAAAAGAAAAAACUACUCAUCGUCAAACUAGAACUAAUGAUGAAUUAUCAAAAUUUCGAAAACUUGAAUUUUCAAUGGGAGACGGUCUUAAAUGGCACGACGCUUCGACAGAGUCAUUUUCUUCUAAUCAAUCAUCACAUAUUAAAAAAUUUCAAUUAUUAACACCAUCAAAGUCAAUGAAUACAAAAAUUCUUCAACAAUUUAAUACAUGUGAUAAUAAUGAUGGUCGAUCAUCACAUAUGGAUCAAAAUGUCAAUGAUGAUGACGAAUGUUUGAAUCAACUUCAUCAAGAACAUUGUUCGACAUGUUAG